AUGGCGAACAAUACUCGUCCGCGCAUCAUUGACGACGAGUUCGACUUCAACGCGGCGGACUUGACUAAACAAUUCGAACAAUUAUUGCGAACCAGAAGAUUAAAUGAACUCGAGGAACAAGCAAGAACCCCGCGCUCUUCAUCUCGAUCCGGCCCUCGAGACGCUUCACAUUCAUCGCCUUCGCCAUUCCCUCCUUCUCCAAAUUCUGUACAAUCUUCCGCUCACCCCGGUUCCCGACCAUCCCAACACCAACCGCCCACCUACACUUCGUAUCGAAGUUUCCCUAUAGUACCAUCUCCUCCUCAAGAUGCCGCCUCCCUCAAAUUCCGAAACCUCCUCCUCACGUUGUCCAUGACUCCUACCAAAUACGAAAACCCGGGUCUUCUCGAUGAGGCUUUGACCCACGUCCCCAUCGACAGAAUUUACGCAGAAGCCGAGGAAGAACAUAAUCUGAUGAAAGGCAUGGCCGCCUCCAGAGGCGACAAUGUCAAACCCGAAUGGGGUUACCAGGACUGUGUCAUCAGAUCACUGCUGAGGUGGUUUAAACGAUCAUUCUUCUCAUUUGUAAAUAACCCUCCUUGCUCACGAUGUCAUGGUGCUACUGUCGCCCAAGGACAGACCCCACCGACCCCAGAUGAGGUCGCUCGUGGAGCCACGAGAGUCGAACUGUACCAAUGCACCGGCUGUUCCGCCUUUGAAAGAUUCCCUCGAUACUCCGAUGUCUGGACAUUGCUGGAAACCCGCAGGGGCCGGGCCGGGGAAUUCGCAAACUGUUUCAGCAUGUUGUGUCGUGCUGCCGGUGCCCGAGUCAGGUGGAUCUGGAAUAGUGAAGAUCAUGUGUGGACCGAGGUGUACAGUGAGCACCAGCGAAGGUGGAUUCACGUUGACCCUUGUGAAGAGAUGUGGGAUAACCCUAGAGUCUAUACAGAAGGCUGGAAUCGAAAGAUCGCCUAUUGCAUUGCCUUCUCAAAUGACGGUGCAACCGACGUCACGCGACGUUAUGUACGCCAAACUCGCUAUAACCUUCCUAGAACACGCUGCUCCGAAGAGGUCCUCCUCUGGAUCAUGCAUGAGAUCCGCAAGAUUCGAAGAGAAAACAUGGACAAAUCAGUCAGACAGCAACUGCUGCGGGAAGACGAAAGGGAGGAGCGAGAGCUCCGAAGUUACGUCGUACAAUCUUUGGCUAGCGAAAUGAUCAAUUCGCUCCCUGGUGCCGCUCCUCACCAACGAGGCGACGAAGUUAAGAAUCCUGCCGAACGACAACAAGAGGCUCCUAUACAGUGGUCGAGUCCACAGCAUAUGGAUCAACCAGGCCGUCGAUAG
Molecule: messenger RNA, 1323 nt
Organism: Rhinocladiella mackenziei CBS 650.93
Lineage: Eukaryota; Fungi; Ascomycota; Eurotiomycetes; Chaetothyriales; Herpotrichiellaceae
Exons: 3
Coding region: 1-1323 (440 amino acids)
Biological process (GO): protein deglycosylation; protein quality control for misfolded or incompletely synthesized proteins; glycoprotein catabolic process
Cellular component (GO): cytosol; nucleus
Molecular function (GO): peptide-N4-(N-acetyl-beta-glucosaminyl)asparagine amidase activity
Source: RefSeq, a predicted model, not a curated record